AUGGGAAAAGGACGUCAAAAGGAUAAGCGAAAAAACACUGGGCGAGCUGGGAGGAAACAGCUUGACAAACAUCUCAUACAGAGACAGCCACAAGCCGAGGAAUCUGGAAGCAAUCAGAACCAUGUCAACGGAAAUAGGAUGGCAUACCAAAGCUCUGAAUCAGGUUCAGACAUGGAGAUAAGUUGUGAGAUGUCACCAAACUUGUUAUAUAGAGCUGCCUGGAAGGCACAGAUUACUGCCAACCAAGCUAAAGAAAAUGCCAGGCUUAUUCAAAGGAAAUAUGAGGACACUGUGGACCACACGCUCAGCCUAGAAGAAAGAAGCCCUGAUGAUGCUCCACUGAGGAAAAAGCGAAAUUUAACAGACUCACAUGAGGAUGAAAAAGUAGUAAAGCGGCUCGGACAAAAGUUUUUGAUCACGCAUAUGCUAUGGAUGCAAGAUGCUGUCAAUACAUUUGAUACACCGGUUGACAAUGAAUACAGUCACUUUUGCCGCUUUGAAGACAAAGCCUCAAAAAUCCAAGGGCAGCUGAGGGAUAUCAAGGAGAUAUUACCCCUUUGCUUUCAUAGUUUGCUUGGUGAAAUGUGGUUGGGACAGAUAUUCCGUGAUGGAUGGAAGAAGGAUAGGAUAGGAAAACUUACUUGUAAUCCAUGGCAAGUAGAGAAUCUGCAUAACAAUCACACUGGAGAAAUGGAGGUCGACAAUAUUUUUUUGAACCAGGUUCUAAUGCUUGAAAACCAGCCAUUCUAUGCAAUGAGGAAUAACGAAACCAUGGACAUAAAGUGGGGGCUUGACCACACUACUCCAGGGAUGAUAGUGGCAUCAGCCGUUCUGCCCCACUGGGCUCUUUCCCCCAAUGAUUCUCUCAAGGAACACAGUGCUGACUCUGGGAUAGAUUGGCAUGAUGACUUUGAGAACUACCUUGAAUACCUCAUGAGUGGCAUACAAAAACAAAAGUCAAGCGUACUUAAUAUAUUCCGCCAGUGGGACCAGGUUCUCUUCCCAAAUGCAAAAAAGGGAUUUGGAGGAAGGGUAAGCAAGGAGGAUAGAGAGGAAGAUGAGGGAAGCAAUGGCAGCGCUGAAUGA
Messenger RNA from Serpula lacrymans var. lacrymans S7.9, 1086 nucleotides. RefSeq lists its product as uncharacterized. The transcript is spliced from 6 exons. The record is from RefSeq and is a predicted model, not a curated record. Lineage: Eukaryota; Fungi; Basidiomycota; Agaricomycetes; Boletales; Serpulaceae. Bases 1 to 1086 code for a protein of 361 amino acids.